This is a messenger RNA of Striga hermonthica, 2376 nucleotides long. Lineage: Eukaryota; Viridiplantae; Streptophyta; Magnoliopsida; Lamiales; Orobanchaceae. The record is from the annotation of a GenBank genome assembly.
AUGCAGAGCAGCAACACUCUUUGCCGUCAAUCAGACCCAAGUCGCCACCAGCAAUUCUACCUCAAUUCAACAAUGAGAGCCCAGAAACGAAGCCGCUCUGGAAGACCCCAAGACGGUGGCUCCGCCAAACUGAGGAAAAUUAGGAGAGAUGGGUUUAAGGGGCCGAGCAGAGGAGGUAGCAAACCGAAAAAGGAGCAGCCCCGGUAUGAUGAGGAUGCACCUCGAACCCAGAUUCAAGGGGACUCAUUUGAGGAGCAGGCAGAUGGUGAUUUUGAGGUUGAAGAACCUAAAGAAGUUGGGUUCGGACAGCCGACAGUGUAUGACGAUUUGCUGAGGAAACUAGGAUCGCGCAAUGUAUCUGUUGCAGAUGCUUUAAGAAGAAGGCAAAGAGAGGAACAAGGGGAAAGUGAUUCAGAUGAAGAUGUAGACAGUGGUCCAGAAUCUAUUAAUGAUUCAGAAGAGACUAAGGAUGAUGGCGAGGAUGGAAUCGAUAAUAUGCCUGCCAAGGGUAAUAUUGUUCAAAAUAGGGCAAAAGGUGGUGUGGAACUGAGUGAAGAUGUUGGGACAGACGAAGAUGAUGCAACAGUGAUGUCUGACACCGAUGAUGAAAGUGAUUUGAGAGUGAAUAAUCAGUCCCUUUCAGAGAGAUCUAUGAUCUUAAGUAGCUUUGACAAUCAUUUGUCUCACAAAAUAUCCUCCUCAGAGAUUGACCAUUUAAUGAAAAGAAAAUGGAGGUACACAUGGAAAAUGCCUGCUCUUAACCUGUCAAGUUGCUACUGGAGAGGAACAGGAACAUGUGCAAUUAAGGAUUCUGAUGUAAAUGCACAUUAUGAUCUGAAGCCAAGAUUAUACAAGCAUUGGCUGGAAAUUUUCAAUGCUUCAGGAGGCAGUGAUUUUCAUCAAUCUAAACAGAGAUCAUUUUUCUCUAUUUGUAACAGCUAUUAUGAUAUAAUGCACCAUAACAAGAAGCCCUUUUACCUCAAAGGACUGGAAGAAGAUUCAAAUAUCAUGGAUGCUUAUCUUAUGCACUCUUUAAAUCACAUCUUCAGGAGUAGAGAUCUUAUGUUAAAAAAUGGAAGAAUAUUGGCCAAGAAUCAAGACAGUUUGGAGGGCAAAGCUGUUGACUAUGAAUCUUAUCUCGAUCGUGGGUUUACUCGUCCAAAGGUUUUGAUCCUUUUGCCACUUGCUGGUAUUGCGCGUCGAGUUGUCAAGAGGUUGAUCCAGUUGACUCCAACUAAGCAUAAGGCCAAUGUGGAAAACUUGGAACGUUUUUACGAAGAAUUCGGUUCUGGAAGAACUGAGGACAAGGAUGGUGAGGAUGACCCAGAACUACACAAACCCAAACAGUCUACAAAACCUCCCGACCACCAAGCAUUACUGGGUAGGGAUAAUGACAAUGAUCACUUUAUGAUAGGCGUGAAAUACACCAACAAGGGAAUAAAUUUGUAUGGUGAUUUCUACUCAUCGGAUGUCCUUAUUGCCUCUCCUCUGGGCAUAAUCACUAAAAUUGGGGAGGCAGAAGUUGACAAAGAAAAAGAUUUUGAUUAUCUAUCUUCAAUAGAAAUCUUAAUCAUUGAUCAUGCAGAUAUCAUGCUAAUGCAGAAUUGGUCCCAUGUGAAUACUGUUGUUGAACAUAUGAAUAAACUGCCGUCUAAGCAACAUGGAACCGAUAUUAUGCGCAUUAGGCCAUGGUACCUGGAUGGACAAGCACGGUUCUAUCGGCAAACAAUAAUUUUGAGUUCUCAUGUAAAUCCAGAACUCAAUGCCCUUUUUAAUCAACAUUGCCUUAAUUACCAGGGAAAGGUCAAAUUGGAGUGCAAGUAUAAAGGUGUUCUUCCAAAAAUAUUAAUUCCAGUGCGACAGAUUUAUGAGCGUUUUGAUACUGAAUCUAUAGCAGAAGCUGAUGAUGCUCGACUUAAAUAUUUUUGUGAAAAGGUUUUCCCCAAGAUAAAAGAUUCUGUUCAGAAUGGUGUAAUGAUAUUUAUUAGUUCUUACUUUGAGUUUGUCCGACUCCGGAAUUAUUUGAAGUCACAAGCUGCUUCCGUCUGCUUGUUCGGAGAGUAUAUAAAACGAAACGAUAUAUCUCAUGUUCGGGGGCAGUUUUUCAGAGGGGAAAAGAAAAUUAUGCUUUAUACCGAGAGAGCCCAUUUCUACUACAGAUACAAGAUUCGUGGCGUGAAGAACUUAAUCAUCUAUUCCCUGCCCGAGAGAAAAGAAUUUUACCCUGAGAUUGUUAACUUGCUGGAAGAGUCAGACAGCAUGAAUUGCAGAGUCCUAUUUUCUCGUUUGGAUCAUCUUCGGCUGGAGAGAAUAGUUGGUUCUGCUGCUGCAAAACGGAUGGUCGACUCAGAGAAGUCUGUUUUUGUUUUCGCUUAG